CCGGAAGUUGUACUUGCGACCCUGCUUUCCUUCUCCCACAAUCCCUCCCGCUCUCCUUUUCUAACCCCGGCCGGGCGAGAUGGCUCCUGCAAAGAAGGGCGGCGAGAAGAAGAAGGGCCGGUCCGCCAUCAACGAGGUGGUGACCAGAGAAUACACCAUCAACAUUCACAAGCGCAUCCACGGAGUGGGUUUCAAGAAGCGUGCCCCUCGGGCACUCAAAGAAAUACGGAAAUUUGCCAUGAAGGAGAUGGGAACUCCAGACGUACGCAUUGACACCAGGCUCAACAAAGCUGUCUGGGCCAAAGGAAUAAGGAAUGUCCCAUACCGUAUCCGUGUGCGGUUGUCCAGAAAACGGAAUGAAGACGAAGAUUCACCAAACAAGCUCUAUACGUUGGUUACCUAUGUACCUGUCACCACUUUCAAAAGUAAGUUCUGUUUCAUCCCACAGAGCUGUGACGGCUGUCUUCUUUUGCAGACCUACAGACAGUUAACGUGGAUGAGAACUAACGGCUGAUUGAUUGUCCAAUAAAGUUAUAGAGCUGCCUCCGCAUCUUGAUUUUCCUUUUCUAGUUGCAGGUAAAAUAAAUAAAUAGGCUUGUCUAUUUUAAAGCAGUUCCCAGUUA
Messenger RNA from Balaenoptera musculus (blue whale), 623 nucleotides. RefSeq names its product ribosomal protein L31 (gene RPL31). Gene Ontology annotation, biological process: cytoplasmic translation. Gene Ontology annotation, cellular component: ribosome; cytosolic large ribosomal subunit. Lineage: Eukaryota; Metazoa; Chordata; Mammalia; Artiodactyla; Balaenopteridae. The transcript is spliced from 5 exons. The coding region runs from base 80 to 514 and encodes 144 amino acids. The record is from RefSeq and is a predicted model, not a curated record. Gene Ontology annotation, molecular function: structural constituent of ribosome.